AUGGCUUCAGCUUCUCAGUUUCUCCAGGAGGGUGAUCGCUCAUCCCAGCACUGUGGAGAUUUAGCCACAGCAGCUCUGCAGUCCUGGGCUGUUGCUGUCUGGAGGUGUGGAAAGGUGAACACCGCAAGUGGAAGAUCUGAGAACCCUUCUAUUGGAACACAUGUAGGUGGCACCCAGGUUACAAUUGGGAAGAUCAUACGAUUGAAGAGAAUCUUCAAAGUUCUAGAAGAUAUAGAAGGAAUCAAAGAAGAUAUAAUGGAGGACAACCCUCUGUCUUUACUCAGUGUGCCCCGUGUCACAUUCAGAUUUAUUGUUCAGUUCUGGAUCAUGUUCCAUUUUCACUUUUGUCAUCUCAGACUGAUAACUGCACUCCAAAAUGAGCAAUGGCUUUGCAAGCUGUGCACCCUGAUUCCAGGAAGGAGGGAAGUGCCUGAGUGUUUUGCUGGGACCUCAGGAAAACUUAGAAAUUGGGACCUGGAUGCAGUGACCUAUGAUGACGUGGAUGUGAAAUUCACUGUGGAAGAGUGGGCUUUGCUGGAUCCUGCCCAGAAGAGUCUCUACAGAGAUGUGAUGCUGGAGACCUGCAGGAACCUCACUGCCAUAGGGUACAGUUGGGAAGACCAUAACAUUGUAGAGAAUCUUCAUAGUUCUAGAAGAUAUAGAAGGAAUGAAAGAAGAUACACUAGAGGAAAACCCUCUCCAUUUAUUCAGUGUGAUAAAUCAUGGUUAUGUCAAUGUCAUCCUCAAGGGCAAGAAAUAAUUCCUACUGGAGAGAAACCAUAUGAAGAUAAUCUGUAUGGUGAGGCCUUUGUAAGUCACAGUAGUCUCCAAAUUCAUAAAAGAACAGACACUAGGGAGAAACCCUAUGAAUGUGAACAAUGUUUUAUGGUCGAUGACCAUCAAAGUUCUCUUCAAAUUCAUGAGAAAAUUCAUACUGGAAAGAAACCUUAUGACUGUCAACAAUGUGGUAAAGUCUUUGCGCAGCACAGAUAUCUUCAAAUGCAUAAAGUAAUUCAUACAGGAGAAAAACCUUAUGAAUGUAAUCAAUGUGGUAAAGCCUUUGCCUGGUACAGGUCUCUUCAAAUGCAUAAAAAUAUUCAUACAGAAGAGAAACCUUAUGAAUGUAAUCAAUGUGGUAAACUCUUUGCACAGCACAGAUAUCUUCAACUGCAUAAAAGAAUUCAUACAGGAGAGAAACCUUAUGAAUGUAGUCAGUGUGGUAAAGCCUUUGCAUGGCAUGGGAGUCUUCAAAGGCAUGAAAGAAUUCAUACAGGAGAGAAACCUUAUGAAUGUAAUCAAUGUGCUAAAGCCUUUGCAGGGCUCAGGAAUCUUCAAAUGCAUGAGAGAAUUCAUACAGGAGAGAAACCUUAUGAAUGUAAUCAAUGUGGUAAAGCCUUUGCACGGCACAGUCAUCUUCAAAUGCAUGAGAGAAUUCAUACAGGAGAGAAACCUUAUGAAUGUAAUCAAUGUGGUAAAGCCUUUGCACGGCACAGUCAUCUUCAAAGGCAUAAGAGAAUUCAUACAGGAGAGAAACCUUAUGAAUGUAAUCAAUGUGGUAAAGCCUUUGCAUGUUAUCUUCAAAUGCAUGAAAGAAUUCAUACAGGAGUGAAACCUUAUGAAUGUAGUCUAUGUGGUAAAGCCUUUGCAUAUCACAAUUUUCUUCAGAGCCAUGAAGGAAUUCAUACAGGACAGAAAAUUCCUGAAUAUAAUGUCUGUGGUAAAGCCUUUGAAUGUCAUGGUCAUCUUCAAAGGCACGAAAGAAUUCACACUGGAGAGAAUCUUUAUGAAUGUAUUUAAUAUUUUGUAGUCUUUACAUGCAAUUACGUACUAGAGAGAAAUUCAUUGAAUGUAAUUAAUGUGAGAUA
Molecule: messenger RNA, 1865 nt
Organism: Acomys russatus (golden spiny mouse)
Lineage: Eukaryota; Metazoa; Chordata; Mammalia; Rodentia; Muridae
Product: zinc finger protein 120-like
Exons: 9
Coding region: 1-1797 (598 amino acids)
Biological process (GO): regulation of DNA-templated transcription
Source: RefSeq, a predicted model, not a curated record